Molecule: messenger RNA, 1450 nt
Organism: Daucus carota subsp. sativus
Lineage: Eukaryota; Viridiplantae; Streptophyta; Magnoliopsida; Apiales; Apiaceae
Product: probable cinnamyl alcohol dehydrogenase 1
Exons: 5
Coding region: 130-1212 (360 amino acids)
Biological process (GO): lignin biosynthetic process
Molecular function (GO): cinnamyl-alcohol dehydrogenase activity; zinc ion binding
Source: RefSeq, a predicted model, not a curated record
UAGCUAACUUGUCUCCUUUCAAAAGUCGCCUAGCUAACUAAAACUCUCCACUGCGUAUAUAUAUGUGUGCUAUCCAUACACUUCCCAUUACAAAAAAGUCACUUAUUUCUUUGCUCGGAAAUAAAAGAAAUGGGGAGCUUAGAAGUUGAGAGAAAGACAAUUGGAUGGGCUGCAAGAGACCCUUCUGGAGUUCUCUCACCUUACACUUACACUCUCAGAGACACAGCCCCUGAAGAUAUUUUCAUCAAGAUCACUUGCUGUGGGAUUUGCCAUACUGAUAUUCACCAGAUCAAGAAUGAUCUUGGAGCUUCCAAUUAUCCCAUGGUUCCAGGGCAUGAAGUGGUUGGUGAGGUGGUGGAGAUUGGGACAGAUGUAACAAGGUUCAAGGUAGGAGAUUGUGUUGGAGUUGGCACGAUAGUUGGAUGUUGUAAAAACUGCAGGCCGUGCAACGCUGAUGUUGAGCAGUACUGCAACAAGAAGAUCUGGUCCUACAACGAUGUCUACACCGAUGGCAAGCCCACCCAAGGAGGCUUCUCCAGCUCCAUGGUUGUCGAUCAAAAGUUUGCAGUGAAAAUUCCAGAUGGAAUGGCACCGGAACAGGCAGCACCUCUGUUAUGUGCAGGGGUGACAGUUUACAGUCCUCUGACUCACUUUGGUUUAAGUAAGAUUGCUGGACUUAAAGGGGGGAUUUUAGGGCUUGGAGGGGUCGGACACAUGGGGGUGAAGUUAGCGAAAGCCAUGGGACAUCAUGUGACUGUCAUAAGCUCGUCUGACAAGAAGAAAGAGGAGGCAAUGGAUCAUCUUGGUGCAGAUGCAUACCUUGUCAGCUCGGAUACUACUCAGAUGCAAGAAGCUGCUGAUUCGCUUGAUUAUAUCAUUGACACCGUGCCUGUUAAUCACCCACUCGAACCUUACCUCUCCUUGUUGAAACUUGAUGGGAAGUUGAUCUUGAUGGGGGUUAUCAAUACUCCUUUGCAGUUUAUCUCCCCCAUGGUUAUGCUUGGGAGGAAGGCCAUAACAGGGAGCUUCAUAGGGAGCAUCAAAGAAACAGAAGAAAUGCUUGCUUUCUGCAAUGAGAAGGAGAUAACUUCAUCAAUUGAAGUAGUGAAGAUGGAUUACAUAAACAAAGCCUUUGAGAGAUUGGAGAAAAACGACGUCAGAUAUCGGUUUGUUGUAGAUGUUUCGGGCAGCAAACUUGAUCAAGAAGAAUAAGAUCAGUCCAGACACAAGAUGCAGAUAAUGAUCUCAAAAACAUCAUGGCACUUGUGGUGAAUGCAGUUUUUUCCAUAUAUUUAAUUUGAUGAAUUAAGUCUAUUUGUGUUGUUUAUUCAUGGCUCAUGAGUUGAAAAAUACAAUAAUUUGAUGUUCUGGUGUGGUGGUUGUUUCUGAUGGUGAAGUUUUAACAAAAGACAUGAUAUUUUGAAAUGAUACAACUGUUGUAUUGAGUCUA